Chelmon rostratus (copperband butterflyfish) is the source of this 4805-nucleotide messenger RNA. Its product is annotated as macrophage mannose receptor 1-like. Bases 91 to 4410 code for a protein of 1439 amino acids. The record is from RefSeq and is a predicted model, not a curated record. Gene Ontology annotation, molecular function: signaling receptor activity. The transcript is spliced from 33 exons. Lineage: Eukaryota; Metazoa; Chordata; Actinopteri; Chaetodontiformes; Chaetodontidae.
UCAACAAUCAUUCACACAACUCUUAAAUCCUCUGUGAGAAAUGCAUGAAUUACGUCCUCUGGUGUAAGACAUCUCAGAAGAAUUCUAACGAUGAAGAUCACUUGUACAACGUUUGUACUCUUCAUCCAAACAAUACAGUGUUUGGCUUCUGAUGAUUCACCAUUUCAACUAACUAACAAGGCCACUGGUUUUUGUUUGGUUAACACAAAUAACCAAUGCAAAGACAUACGCUGGACAACCGGUGACCGACUUUUGGUUCAACAUAGGAACAAGUGCCUGGGAGUCCAGGGGAAAACUGUGGGAAGUGACAUAACCCUCUACGAUUGUGAUGAAACAAGUGAACUACAAAAGUGGGAAUGCAAGAAUGAAACCGUGCUCGCCCUCAAAAACCAAGAGCUUUACAUUGAAGUCACUGCAGAUAACACCGCAGUUCUCUCCAAAACAAUAGGACCCAAUAACCACCUCACAAUUUCAGGGACAUCCAGUGGUGCUUGCACAAGAACAUACAGAGAAUAUUAUACCAUUGGUGGAAAUGCAGCUGGAAUGCCCUGCAUGUUUCCCUUCCACUACAGAGACCAGUGGUACUCAGAGUGCACUACAGUUGACUACACAGAAGCGCAUGCUUGGUGUGCAGUCGAAACAAAAUUUCAAAGUGAACGCUGGGGCCACUGUCCAGUUACUACCAAAGAAGGCUGGAAUGUACACCCAACAACAGGAGCGUAUUAUCAGCUCAACAAACAGUCAGCUCUGACUUGGUCUCAGGCUGAAACCAGCUGUAAACAGCAGGGUGCCUCCCUGCUCAGUAUCACCGAUCCUCACGAGCAGGCUUACGUCAUAGCACUACUAGGGGAAGGGGGCAGUAACCUUUGGAUUGGGCUGGUUCUGGAUCCAGAACAUGGCUGGAUAUGGUCCAAUGGGAGGCCUUACCGCUACAUGAAAUGGGACUCAGGACAUCCACUUCGUAAUCCUGGACACAACUGUGCAACUUUUGAUCCGGCUGUACAGUACUCCUGGCGAAGUUUACCUUGCAGCAAGAAACUUGGGUACAUCUGCUACAGUAAAGCAGCUGAAGAACUGCCUACGCAAGCUGUUGAGACCGGAUUUUGUUCAAGACCUUGGAUUCCCUAUAAUGGACACUGCUUCUACCUCAAUCGGACUCAGAAAACAUGGUCUGAUGCUCAGAGAGAGUGUCGUAAUGGAGGAGGAGACCUAGUCACCAUCCGCAAUGUAGAGGACCAAAGCUUUGUUAUCUCUCAACUUGGAUACGCAUCAACUGAUCAGCUUUGGAUUGGACUGAAUGACAGGAAGACAGAGGGGCUGUUUGACUGGAUUGACCACUCUACUGUCAGUUUCACGAGCUGGGAAUUUGGGAAACCUGCCACAUCCACUGAAAUAAAGGAUUGUGUACUCAUCAAAGGAGAGAAUGGGAACUGGGCUGACCAUGUGUGUGAGGAGAAACAUGGCUACAUUUGUAUGAAGAUGAGCGACUCAAAACCCACUGGAGAUGAAGUGGAGCAGAAUGAAGGCUGCAAAGCUGGUUGGAGAAGACAGGGUUCAUACUGCUACUUUAUAGGGACACAGACCAAAACUUUCAAUGACGCUAGAGAUGACUGCAAGAGUUCAGAUUCUUACUUAGCUGAUGUUUCAAAUGGGGUGGAUAAUGCAUUCCUUGUCAGCUUGGUGGGGUUGAGACCAGAGAAGCACUUCUGGUUAGGUCUCUCAAACCAGAAAAACAUUGAUGACUUUGUGUGGACUAACAGAGACUCAGUGAGAUUUACUCACUGGAAUGCUGGAAUGCCAGGUCACCAACAGGGCUGCGUUGGCAUGACAACUGGGAUUUUUGCUGGCCUCUGGGAUGUGCUCCCCUGCACCAACAAGGAGAAAUAUAUCUGCAAACACCUGGCAGAGGGGGCAGGUUUAACCCCAGCACCACCCACUCUCACCCCUACCAACUGUGCAAUUGGCUGGACUCGAAUGGUAUCAAGAAACUAUUGUUAUCAGUUGUUUUCAGAGUCUUCAAAACAGAUGACCUGGUUUGAAGCCAGAGAUUACUGCAAGGCCAUCGGAGGAGACCUGCUUAGCAUCCAUAGUGCUGCCGAACUAGAAGUGCUACCAGAUCGAUAUGAAGUAGCCUGGAUUGGUCUUAGUGCCCCUGACCCAGUCACCGGUUAUGUAUGGAGUGAUGGAUCCCCACUGCAGUUCCAACACUGGGAGGAUGGAGAACCAAACAAUAAAAACAAUGUGGAAUCUUGUGUUGAAUUAAAAAUACAUAGGCGGGGGAGAAGUGGGUCUUGGAACGAUGUGCACUGUGAGACGACUCAUGGAUGGCUGUGCCAGAUCCGUAUAGGAGUGAUUCCAAAACUGCCUCCAGAGCCUGCUGCACCCGACUACAAUAAGACCUCAGACGGGUGGCUGGAAUGGAAGGGAAAUCAGUAUUAUAUUAACAGAAGAUCAAUGGCCAUGGAAGAAGCUCGUCACUUCUGCCAACAGCAGCAUGGUGACUUGGUAACUAUCAACAGUGAAGCAGAAAGUGUCUUUUUAUGGAAACAGAUAGCCAGAAAUUAUGGGUCUUACUGGAUAGGCCUGACCGUAGAUCUUGAUAAAACAUAUGGGUGGAUGGAUGGUUCUCCGGUGGUGUUUCAAAGGUGGGAUGAAAAUCAACCUUGUUUCCUGAACAAUGAUGAACAUUGUGUUGUCAUGACUACCUCUAUGGGGUUCUGGCAUGAUUAUGCCUGUGGGUUUGAGCACAAGUCCAUUUGUAAGCGGAGUGGCUCACCACCUGCCAAUACCACCGUAGCACCAACAGUUCUGCCAAGAGGUGGCUGUCCACAAAACUGGAAAAAAUUUGAAUCAAAGUGUUACAACGUCAUUAAUAGCCAGAAGGAGACAUGGGAAGGAGCAAAGGCCCAAUGCAAAACAAUGAGAGGAAACCUGGCCUCAAUUGCGUCAAGAGAAGUGCAAGUGUUUUUGACAACUAUAUUGGCAGAGGCGCCUACCACAGACUUGUGGAUUGGUUUACAUAAUAUAAAUGGUAAUCCGUUUUACUGGACUGAUGGGCGACCAAUGCGAUACAGCAACUGGGGCCUUACACACCACUAUGAUGAACCUUAUAUGAGGGAUUACCAUUUUCACUAUGAGGUGGAUUAUGACCUGGGUAUUUCACUGAGGAAAAAGAAAGAGUGUGCUGUGAUGACAACCAAUCCCAAAAGUGGUAUUGGGAAAUGGACAAAAAAGUCCUGCAAUGACACCACUGGCUAUGUCUGUCAUCGAGAUGUUGACCCUUCUAUGCCAGACUCUCCUGAACCAACAAUUUCUAACAACUAUGUCAAAAUACUCAAUGACUCUAUCAAGCUUGUUACUCAACCAAUGACCUGGGAUGCAGCCAAGAAGCACUGUGAAGGCGAUGGUGCCAGUCUGGCUAGCCUGCGAAACGUGUGGGCUCAGAAUUAUAUUGAACUGAUGGCUCUGAAAGCUCCUCUGUGGAUUGGAAUAAACAAAAUGGAGACUAGCGGAUAUUUCAGAUAUAUUAAUGGCUGGCGCCUCACCAUAACCAACUGGGGUAGACGGGAACCAAACAUGGACCGAUCCUGUGUGUUUGUGAAUCAGGAUGGAAAAUGGAACACCGCUGACUGCAAUGAGAACAAGGCUAGCGUUUGUAUGAAGUCUACAGACGUUCCACCAACAGAGUCAAGCGAAUUUCCAGGAUUUUGCCCUGACGACCCAGAAAAUUUCGCCUACAGAAGCCAGAGUUACAGCUGGCUACCAUUUAAGGGUCAUUGUUACCUCUUUGUCACAGAAAGGGUUGAGUGGCCAGAUGCAUCUGCUAACUGUGCAAGAUAUGGUGGAGCUCUUACCAGCAUUGAAGAUCCCUCUGAGCAAGAAUUCAUUGAAACAAAUAUCAGAGUGUAUUAUGACAGCCAAAACUCUUUCUGGAUAGGCUUGUACAAAACUCACAAAGGCAUGUGGCAGUGGUUGGAUAAAACUGUCAUGGACUACACUAACUGGGGUGGAAGUCAAUCUUCUGACAACAGUUAUGGAUCAAUUCGAUCUAUGGAUGGGCAGUGGAGCACAGGCAGCCGGUGGUACGACAGAGCAUACAUUUGCAAAACCCCCAAAAUUCCACGAAAAGCAGCACAACAAACACCUUCAAAAACUACGGUGGAGCCUGGAAGCCGUGGCCACUCAAUUUUGGCAGUUCUGCUGAUCAUUACUGCACUUGCCACUGGGACAGUCAUCGUCUUAUUUCUCUACAAGAAGUCUGGCCGGCACUUACCAAUCCCUGAAAAGCUAACUACAUUCGACAACCCACUCUUCUUCAACAAUGAGCGGUCCCAGCCCGAUCUGGUCGACACCAAUAAACUGGUGGCAAAUGCAGAAGAAGAGACACCUGGGCCUGUUGUGACUGUGUGAUGUAAAUGUCUGCAGAAUCUAUUGGGACAUACAAUGUAUACAUAUUAGAAGAAUCUAUUGGGGCAUAUAAUGUAUCCUGAGCAGAGGGUUGAUGGCAGUCUUAUCUGCAUGACCAAGACUUGUUUAGGAAGGAAAGAGGUUCCAAUGCAGUUGGCAAUAACUGGCCUAAUGUACAGCAGGAAUCUUAAUUCAUACCUUGUUUUACUGUAAACUAUACCUGCUAAGGUGUUCCUACUGGACCAUAUUAUAAGUUAAGCUAGACAGUAUCACCACUGCAUUUCAUCAUCCUUGAAGCAAUUGUAGAUUACAUUUUACCUGUGCAGAAUUCUUGGUGACUCCUAUGAUGUGUUGCAGAUGAGAAUUAAAACAAAUGUAUUAAAAGACACUGUAAAUAA